CGAUCAUCCGUGACGCAGCCAAAACUGACUUGUUGAUCUGGUCCCAUUUUUAUAUCUUCAUUGCCCGCCAUAUUUGGCCCUCCGACCACGUUCAGAAAACGGAGCGAGAUCCAAGUUCAAACGCGAGAAUCCGCAAAAUCUGUGAACUCCACGGAAAGGAUCAACAGCGAGCAUCUAGCAGCUGGGAAAUCCUGCCCUCCGUUGCCAAAGCUUAAUUUCCUGGGAUGGAGGCCACGGCCGGCGGCAAGAUGCACGUCGUGAUGCUGCCAUGGCUGGCCUUCGGCCACGUGCUCCCGUUCACGGAGUUCGCCAAGCGGGUGGCCCGGCAGGGCCACCGGGUCACCCUCCUCUCCACGCCGAGGAACACCCGCCGGCUCAUCGACAUCCCGCCGGGCCUCGCCGGCCUCAUCCGCGUCGUGGACGUCCCGCUGCCGCGUGUCGACCGCCUGCCGGAGCACGCCGAGGCGACCAUCGACCUCCCCUCCGACGACCUCCGCCCGUACCUGCGCCGCGCCUACGACGCUGCCUUCGAGCGCGAGCUCUCGCGGCUGCUCCAGGAGGAGGAGGCGGCGGGAUCGAGGCCGGACUGGAUCCUCGUCGACUACGCGUCGUACUGGGCGCCGGCGGCCGUGGCGAGGCAUGGCGUGCCGUGCGCGUUCAUCAGCCUGUUCGGCGCCGCGGCGCUCAGCUUCUUCGGGACCCCUGAGACGCUCCUUGGCCUCGGGAGGCACGCCAAGACGGAGCCGGCGCACUUGACAGUCGUCCCCGAGUACGUCCCGUUCCCGACCACCGUGGCGUACCGCGGCUACGAGGCGCGCGAGCUGUUCGAGCCGGGCUUGGUCCCGGACGACUCCGGCGUGUCGGAGGGCUACCGGUUCGCCAAGACCAUCGAAGGGUGCCGGCUCGUGGGCAUCAGGAGCAGCUCGGAGUUCGAGCCGGAGUGGCUGCGGCUGCUCGGCGAGCUCUACGAGAAGCCGGUGAUCCCGGUCGGCCUGUUCCCUCCGGCGCCGCAGCAAGACGUGGCCGGCCACGAGGCGACGCUGCGCUGGCUGGACGGACAGGCUCCGAGCUCCGUCGUGUACGCGGCCUUCGGCAGCGAGGUGAAGCUGACGAGCGCGCAGCUGCAACGGAUCGCGCUCGGCUUGGAGGCGGCCGGGCUGCCUUUCCUCUGGGCGUUCAGGGCGCCGACGGACUCCACCUCGGGCGGCCUGCCCGAGGGCUUCGAGGAGCGGCUCGCCGUCGCCGGCCGGGGAGUCCUGUGCCGAGGCUGGGUGCCGCAGGUGAGGUUGCUGGCCCAUGCAUCAGUGGGGGGGUUCCUGACGCACGCCGGCUGGAACUCGAUCGCCGAGGGCCUGGCGCACGGCGUGAGGCUGGUGCUGCUGCCGCUGGUGUUCGAGCAGGGCCUCAACGCCAGGAACCUGGUGGACAAGAAGGUCGGCGUGGAGGUGGCGCGGGACGAGCAGGACGGGUCGUUUGCCGCCGCCGACAUCGCGGCGGCUCUGAGGAGGGUCAUGGUGGAAGACGAAGGCGAGGGUUUCGGGGCCAAGGUGAAGGAGCUGGCCAAAGUGUUUGGGGACGACGAGGUGAAUGAUCAGUGUGUGCGAGAUUUUCUCCGGCACUUGUCGGAGCACACCAAAAAGAACCAAGAUCAGGACUGA
Triticum aestivum (bread wheat) is the source of this 1658-nucleotide messenger RNA. RefSeq names its product putative UDP-rhamnose:rhamnosyltransferase 1. The transcript has a single exon. The record is from RefSeq and is a predicted model, not a curated record. Gene Ontology annotation, molecular function: UDP-glucosyltransferase activity. Lineage: Eukaryota; Viridiplantae; Streptophyta; Magnoliopsida; Poales; Poaceae. Bases 225 to 1658 code for a protein of 477 amino acids.